AUGAAUUUGUGUUGGGUUACAUUAUUGAUGAAGCAUGUCGUCAUCUUUCCCCUUAGCACACUGACGUCCAAGAUCAUUUACACGUCGUGGGAUUUAGCUUACGAGGUUGGUGAAGAAGAAAGCAUUAACCGAGAGUUAAAUAACAACGGACCUCAGGUUGACGUUUCGUUACCGAUGGAAGAUACGGAAGGUGAUUUUUCCAAUUUUUACCGUGAGAUCAUCAGAACCGAAUCUGCUACAAACCAAGCAAACAAAGAGGUCAUCAAGUGCUAUUACAAGUUCAGGGAGGCUCUAUCGGAGCGACUAAUCCAUUAUGAAAGAUCUUAUCGACCGCGUGCGGCGGCUCAAAUUUUAGUUAAUAGGGAAACACGCAAACAACUUCCGAACGUUACCGAAGCGAAGAUCCACAAACUAUUUAGCAUUGGCGAGGAAUUGAUAUCACUUGUAUCAUUUACCGCAUCGGACCCAAAUUGGAGAAUAUAA
This is a messenger RNA of Funneliformis mosseae, 483 nucleotides long. The record is from the annotation of a GenBank genome assembly. NCBI's taxonomy places the organism in Eukaryota, Fungi, Glomeromycota, Glomeromycetes, Glomerales, Glomeraceae.